CUUUGAACUGCAUCCAGAUCUAUGUGAUAAGUGAGUGCCUCCCAUUGGCCUGAAGUGAUGGGGGUUAUUGAUGAAAUUGGAGAUGCCACGCCUUGGCCAAGCGGAUUUUAUGACAUUGACGCCCUAGGUGAACGUCAAGCACUCCUGAGUUGUAUGCUAUGUCCCCCUGGUACCAAUCCCGAAGCGACCAAACGAGUGCGCCGCUCUUCCCUGAGCAACAAUUGCUUUGAUCGCUUCAUAGUCGAGACCCUACGCGCAGCAUCACAGCCGGCAGCACUUGGUGACUUCCAUACAUCCUGCCCUCGUCAACAUGGUCCUCCCCGGAACAUUUUUUGCACCGCGGAACAGCUCCGGUAGCGACGAGGAGGAGCUCCGGAAGGACCGUGCUGCUUGGAAUCAGAAGCCGGUCGAUGCAGACCUCGAACAGAAGUUGCAGCAGAUUAGCGCAUUUAGGGAACGAUUAGCCCGCGAGAAACGGCUGGGAGCGGUAUCUUCGUCAUCCUUAUCGGCUGCUAAUUCUACGUCAUCGAUCCCCGCCGGGCGAACAACUUUGCAAGCUGGCACGAGGAGGGGAGAGCAACACCAUGAAGAUCGUAGGCGUCGAUCCACUCUGGAUUCAGACCAGGACCAUGGGCUAGAGCACGCGUCCUCUAGCUCCCGACCAACAUCCAAGCUGGAUGUACGGUCCAGCUCGAGCGAACGCCGAGACGCUGAUGUUCGCCCCUCCGCCCCUACGCUCAUGGUGACAUCGUUGUCUCCUCCUGCAGCAGAGGCUCCAAGCUCACCGCCUACACUUGGUGCCCGUCGGCGCUCGUCCAACUUCCAGCUACCGAAGCUUAAGACGAGAGACUUUGCAUUCCACCCAUCCAGUCAACGUUCGACUGCAUUUGGAGAAGCUCAGUGCUCGAAUCCUCUGUCAAUAACACGUACGAUCAGUUUCAAGGAUGCCAAACCUACUCCCAGUCGGUUGCGCGGUUCCAUGGGCCAUAGUCACCAUGAUGAUCAUGCACGCGCGUACAAUGGCCGUGAUGACGAUGACGCGCUGCACACACCGUACAACGCACGAACCCUCCAUGCCAACCUUUCGUCAGCAGGCAUUUCAUCCUCUUCACGCUACCGGCCGCGUGGCAGUGGCAGGGGCACGCUAUCCGCUUGGCCUAGUCAUGCCGACCCGGUUAGCCCGUUUUCCACAGACACGGACGGCGAAUCGACCAUGGACGAAGACGGUGCAGGUGUCGGAACUGGGAAGUUCCACCUUCAUAUUGGAUUCCUCGAGCGACUCCGGGAGAGGCGCAGGCGUUUGCACGAGGAGGAUGAGAGGCAGGUCGCCCAUGCAGCAAAGAUUGCUGCUGUGGGUGCUACCAGCACCAUCGGCGAGAAAGGCAGCGAGCACGGGCCGGGCGGUGAAGAAGGCCGCGCCGUAACUGCCGAAGGAAGAUUGGAGGAAAUAGAAGAGUUCGCGCUCAGAAUAUACCGAAAGACGCCCAUCUUUUCUGGAGUCAUGGCCCCAUUUGCGAUCAUGCUUGAGGUGCCUGGCCUCACGUCGAAAUGGUACGUCCGCACGCCCACACCUGGCAUAAGCGUAGUGUAUCAAGACAACCCGGCGCUUCUUGAUGUCGGGCUGGCGAUUAGCAUGGGAUCUGCCAUCAUUGCAAACAUCUUCAUCAUCCUGCGCUUUCUCGAGCUUUUGCGACCUCGAUUUUCGACGGUUGUCGCGGUUAUCUUUCUCACAUUUCACGAUAUCAUUAAUGUCAUGGCGCUCUCGAUCUUCGGCGUCAUUCAUGCUGUUGGCGAUGGCUUCACCUAUAGCGAGAGCUUUUAUAUGACACUUGGCUCGACUGUGGCCUCCAUCAUGGUGAAUGUCACCCUGAUCAUCGAUUUCAUCUCAACGAAGAACUUCGGCAAUGCGGGAUCUGGCCUGACGCAAAAGCAGAAAGAACUUGUGAUCAUGGCGAUGGUCUUCCUGGUCUACCUCUCACUCGGCAGCCUGCUUUACGCGCUCAUUCUCGGAGACCGCUUCGAGAAUUCUCUUUACUUCGUCUUGUGCACGAUCACUAGUGUUGGCUUUGGUGAUAUGUUGCCCGCAACCCUGGCCUCAAAGAUCAUCCUCUUUUUCUAUGCCCCUGUCGGGAUCGUACUUGUCGCACUCGUCAUCGCCACUGCGCGGCAAACCAUUCUGGAGUCCUUUGAGAAGACGUACAAGAAACGCAGAACAGAGUUCCGGAGACGAUACGAAGACAAGCAACGAGCACGCAAAGACAAUAGACGGCAGAACAAGACAUUACGCUGGUUAUAUCGAGGACGAGGCGCCAAGCCUAUCUCGAGUUCGGGGGGCAUAGGCGGCGGAGAGAAUCAGGAUAGCACUGGGAAAAGCCGAGUAACGCCAGGAUUUUCAUUCAGAGGGAGCCCAGCGUCGCUACGAAAGAAAACCAUGACCCUACUGUCUUCGCCUUUCUUCACCAGGAGAUUCGUCGAAGAGCAGGACAAACAGUAUCAGACAGUUGACAAACAGACACAUACCUCGGAAAGAUCUGAUCCGAGGCCUGGCCACGAGGCUCACAAGUCGACAAAAGCUACUACGCCUUCUAAAUCAAGCUCGGCCGACGAGAAAGAUGUAAGAGGCACCUCGUCGUCGUCAUCAGCGAAGAAGGCAUCGGCCGAAGGCCCCAGCGCGGACAAGGCGGCAGAGGGGACAACGGAAGCACAAGUAAACUUUCAGGUGCUACACACCGAAGCCGAGCAAGCACCAAGAGCUUUUGCCAACUCGACACAGUCCAUGACGCUAGUCGCGACCGAAAAUACUCCCCUUGCCGAGGUAGACACAUCCGUAGAUGGCGUGGACUCCAACGAAGAGGAUAAGGCUGGGGACACAGAACCAGCGCGAGAAGAGGACAAAGAAAUGCAUUCGCACGAUGGUUUUGCUGAAGCAGAGCUUGACGAGAUGGAAAAGGAGCUGAAGAAGCAGCGCGAAGAGCUUGAAGCAAAUUGGAAAGCUUACAAGGCAAAGAUUAUCGAGACAGAGCGCACCGAGUUCUAUGCGAAGCUCUCUGUAGCUGCUUCGCUGUUCUUCUUGUUCUGGACCAUUGGAGCUCUCGUCUUUAUGUUCACUGAAGGCUUUGACUAUUUCACUGCGUUUUACUUCUGCUGGGUGACGAUGAUGACAAUCGGCUAUGGCGAUUUUACUGCGCGCUCACCGCCUGGGAGAGCCUUCUUCAUCAUCUGGAUGCUCUUCGGCAUCGGUAUCCUGACCGUCGUAUUCGCAAUCAUUGGAGACGCCUGGGGGUCAAUGUAUCACAAAACCAUCAUGAAGGGUUCGAAGCGGCAAGCAGUGACAAAAAGCCGCCAACGGCAGAGGCUGCAUAAGCUUGCAAUGUCCAGGCAACACUCCCCCAUGACAGGUUCAGGGCGCGCGCCGAUGACUCCAACGACCUCGACCACUGCGCAUGCCUCGGCCGAUAUCGAAAAGUCGCCUAAAGCUUUAGAAAGUCGCAACACCUUGAUAUCAGCACAGCACUCCGCCCCUGCUUUGCAUCAAAGGCUAGACGAACAUUUGGCUGAACAGCGACUUCAUGCCGGCCACGAGAAUGUACCCGACCAUGAGCUGGAAGGUCUGGCUCUCGGGCUCGCUCGCGCUGGCAUGGCUUUGCAUGAACAUGCUUCUCGUUUCAUGCUGGAACAGCGCCAUUCGCUGCAAGCAGCACUGUCCAAGCUUCCAAAUUGGCAUGACUUUGUGCCGGAGAGGCGCGUGCAAUACAGCAGAGAACAACUGCAUGAAUGUGUCCUCGUGGCCGAGUCGAUCGGCGACCCGACUUCCAUUCAGGCGGCGCAGCAGCUGCUGACGAUGCAUCAGCUCGAAGAACAACUGACGCUAGUCGUCAAGAAUGCACAUGUAAUGACAGACACGCUUUCUCGACAGCAGCAAGAGAUUUCCGACCUGCAGGCAAAGAUGGCAGACAGUGCAGCAGGCUCUGCAUCGAGUCCAUCGACCCCUACAUCAGAUCCAAAUGUCCGAACUCCCCAGGCGGAAGAAACCUCAGAAUUCGUCGCUUGAAAGGGUUCAUGCGCUUUCCAAUGGAUCGACCCUCACCCUCUGCUCGUUGCACCCACCCACCGCCUUCGUUCAGGCUCUGUUAAUUCUCAAGCAAAAAAAAACUCGGAUCGCUUGCAGUUCUUUGUCCGCACUAUGCAUAUAUCGCGUCUCCGUACACCUUUGCGUUGUUUUGUGCAGUCAAUUGUAUUUCACAUGUAUAUGUACUAUGCUCACAAUUCACAUCCUGCCCCUGCC
Molecule: messenger RNA, 4285 nt
Organism: Tilletiaria anomala UBC 951
Lineage: Eukaryota; Fungi; Basidiomycota; Exobasidiomycetes; Georgefischeriales; Tilletiariaceae
Exons: 6
Coding region: 311-4051 (1246 amino acids)
Biological process (GO): stabilization of membrane potential; potassium ion transmembrane transport
Cellular component (GO): membrane
Molecular function (GO): potassium ion leak channel activity
Source: RefSeq, a predicted model, not a curated record